CCCUGUUGUGGUUGUGCUGCGAUUACAACAUCGCCGUCCUGUUGCUGCUCCUCAGAUGUGAUCUCACCAAUGUCUCACUGCCUGCUUCAGAGGAGCACUGACUUGAGGAGACGAUACACGUAACACACCUGUUGAUCUUCUAUAACCCUGUCAUCUCAACACCAGCACUGGAGUGAUGGAGGAUCUGAGGCAGAAGAUGGGGGUCAUGUCACACACAAAAUACCCAAGUACACAAGCUCCAUCUGACCAGGACUUGAAGGCCCAGAAUAAUGAGAAAGAAGAGAAAAUGCAGUUGAAGAGAGAAAUCUCCCUUUUGAACGGGAUCUGCCUGAUUGUCGGGAACAUGAUCGGCUCUGGGAUCUUUGUCUCGCCGAAGGGUGUCCUCAUGCACAGCUCCUCUUACGGGCUGUCUUUGGUGAUUUGGGCUGUUGCAGGCAUCUUCUCCGUGUUUGGGGCGUUGUGCUACGCAGAGCUCGGCACCACCAUCCCCAAGUCUGGAGCCAGCUACGCCUACAUCCUCGAGUCAUUCGGAGGCUUCCUUGCUUUUAUCCGUCUGUGGACGUCCAUCCUGCUGAUUGAGCCGGCCAGCCAGGCUGUGAUUUCUUUGACCUUCGCCAACUACCUGGUGAAAGCUUUCUACCCCACCUGCCAUCCGCCAUACGAUGCUAUCCGGCUUCUCGCUGCAGCCUGCCUCUGUAUGCUCAUCUUCAUCAACUGUGCCUGCGUGAAGUGGGGGACGCUGGUUCAGGACAUUUUCACCUUCGCCAAACUCAUGUCCCUCUGCCUCAUCAUCACUGUGGGACUAAUGCAAAUAGCAACUGGAGAAACAAAGAGCUUUGACCGGCCCUUUGAGGGCUCCUCCACAGAGCCCGGAGCCAUUGCUCUGGCCCUCUACUCGGCUCUGUUCUCCUACUCCGGCUGGGAUACACUCAACUUUGUGACUGAGGAGAUUCAGAAUCCACAGAGGAAUCUGCCCCUGGCCAUUGCCAUUUCCAUGCCUAUCGUGACCAUCAUCUACCUGCUGACCAACGUGGCGUACUAUGUGGUGCUGGACAUGUCCUCUCUGCUGGCCAGUGAUGCCGUUGCUGUGACCUUUGGGAAUGCGACCCUCGGGCCGUUCAAGUGGAUCAUCCCUGUUUCGGUGGCCAUGUCCUGCUACGGGGGACUCAAUGCGUCCGUCAUUGCUGCCUCACGGUUGUUUUUCGUCGGCGCCAGAGAGGGCCACCUCCCCAACAGUCUGAGUCUGAUUCACCUGCAGCGCUACACACCCAUACCUGCACUGCUGUUCAAUGGGUUAAUGGGUCUGAUCUUCCUGUGCGUAGAGGACGUGUUCCAGCUCAUCAACUACUUCAGCUUCAGUUACUGGCUCUAUGUGGGUCUGUCCGUGGCCGGCCUCAUCUACCUGCGCAUCACUCAGCCAGACCGACACCGGCCUGUGAAGUUGACUUUGUUCUUCCCCUUCGUCUACUGUCUGUGUAGCCUGUUCUUAGUGAUCGUUCCUCUGUACGGAGACACCAUCAACUCUCUCAUCGGAAUUGGCAUCGCACUGUCUGGGGUGCCCGUCUACUAUGUGGCCAUUUACCUGCCUGAGGAGAGGAGACCCAAAUGCAUACGCAAGUUAAACGACGUCGUCACCAGGUCGGCCCAGAUGCUGCUCUACUGCUGUCUGGCUGAAUUUGACACUGAGGCCGACGCACAAGCAGCUGGUAAAACGCAGUGAGCUGCAGACAGUCCGUCGCUCAUCAGCCGGGUCUCUACCAGAGGCCUCCGUCUGGUCCACGUGUCGACGUCCCAAGCUCUCACGAACGCAGGAAGGCAAGGCGUCGCGUGGACUUGGUGACGUGGUGCAGGAUCGCAACGUUUGUGAGGAUUACUCCUCUGAGGUCCAGUUACAAAGAAGUCCUGACAUCUCAGAUGACUCACCACGAAGGAGCAGGCGCUGAAGAAACUGCUGACUUUUGCUUUCUUGUGGAAAUGAGAUACAUUUUUCUACGGCGAUCAAGGAAUAUCUUCGAUGUGGAUCUCAUCAAACUAUGGAAUGAAUAUGCUCACUUUUUGGGGAUUGUGUGAAGAUGUAAACCAAUUAAUUUGUGCCUGGCAUUGUUGAAAACAAAUCCAUCGAAUAAUAACUGUGUGGUUGGAAUUUAAUCAAUCAGUCCGGAGAAAUCUUUAUUUUGUGUUUGAAUAACUGCAAAUGGAAACACCAUCAAAUGUUAACCAAUAUUCUGGGAUUGGUUCCUAUGAAACAAUUUUCUUGGAAAUAUGUAAUUCAGCAUGAAAAAUGACUUUUAAAAAAACACAACUGACAUAAGUAAUUUUUUUGACUGCAUAUAUUUUAAUGCAUACUUUUAUUAAAUUAUGUGAAGUACCAUUUUCUAAAAGCCAAUGUUCACAUUCACACAGAAAUGUAUUUUCUUUACAAGUUUGCAAUAACAAUGAUGUAUUCUUAGUCAACCAGAUUGAAAGACAAAUUAAAAGUGAGAUGCUGGUGUAGUGUAAAUACAGGGAACUGAACUAAAUCAUCACAUCUAUCACACGUUCAUCUUAUUAUUGAGUUGUACUUUGUUUCAAACAGAAGCUCACAAAAAGCUGUAUUUUUGUUCCGAUUCAAUUCAUUUAUUUUAAAUUCAUCAUCGUUCAUAAAAUAUUGAAACAUUG
Molecule: messenger RNA, 2658 nt
Organism: Pseudoliparis swirei
Lineage: Eukaryota; Metazoa; Chordata; Actinopteri; Perciformes; Liparidae
Product: Y+L amino acid transporter 2-like
Exons: 10
Coding region: 176-1720 (514 amino acids)
Biological process (GO): amino acid transmembrane transport
Cellular component (GO): membrane
Molecular function (GO): L-amino acid transmembrane transporter activity
Source: RefSeq, a predicted model, not a curated record